UUAAUUUUAAUAAUUCCUUUGAUGAACUAACUUGUCUUGAACCGGUGCAACCGAGUAGAAUUGUUUCAGUGUCACAGGUUGCAAAAGAAGACUCAGCAGAGAAAGAACCAGAACAAGCAACACAAGGAGAAGAGUUGGAACAGCUGAACAUCUUGCAGUCUGAAACAUCUCCUGAAUCCUUGUCUUAUGACCUGCAAGAGCACUGUAAGAAGGUUAAUAUGGUUGUCUCUGUUCCUGAAAUGUUUGUUAAAGUGAGCACUGAAGAUAUAAAACGUUUUGGUCUUGACAAAAUAAAAGAUUUUUGUGUUUCAAAAUCUGUUUUUGAUAACAUGUCUAAAUCUUUUAAGGAACUUAAACCAGAAAACCUCUUUGAUCAAAAACGUUUUCAAACUGAUAAUAACCAUCUUUCUGGUCAUGUUUUGAGUCUUGAUCAUUUUAUGAAGCAUAGCAAAAGUUUUGAUCACUAUGAAAAGGUUUUUGAGCCUGAUUUGAAACAAUCUGAUUUCUGUUUUAAGCCUUAUGAUUUAUUUGCUAGAACUGAAGAUAAGAGUUUUGUUGAGAACUUUCCUAGGCAUGAUCUGCUCACUGAUGAUUUUCUUGCAUCUACUUGUCUCUUGAAAGAACCUAGGAAGUUUCAGGAACCGAAAUUGCAUCAAUCUGAUAUUAGAUUCAAAAUUUUGAAGUCUGCUAAUAUCUCUGAGUUUGAACUUGACUGUUUGUGUGCUGAAAAUGUUUCUAAACGUGUGGGAUUGUUCUUUGAUGAUAUUCUAGUGUAUAACACUUUCUUUGAUAAACCUGCUGCACAAUUGAAACUAGAGAUCAUUGAUUCUAAAUGUGUGAACUUGAUCCUUGAUGAUAUUUGGGUCUGUAAUAUUUUCUUUGAUAUGCAUAAUAGAUGGAGGAAUCACACUGUUUUGUGUUUUGGAGAUAUUCUUGUCUACAAUAGUUUCUUUGACAUGAUAACCCACUUGACUUGUCCAAAAGAAGCUGAGAAAGGUACAUGUGAAAAGAGGGUCUAUAAGGAUCAGAGUACCAGUGAUGAGUCCUUGGCUAAGUUGGAGAUGCAACAAGAAAACUUUGAAAGCUGUAUAGCCGCCAGAUUUGACAUAGGAGCAGUCCAAGGAUCAUAUCUAAACAACCACAAAGAAUUAAUCAGCAAACUCGACUGCCAUGGAAACUUAACUCAUCAGGGUCUCACGUCGAAUUGGAAUCAUGUCCAAAGCUUCUCAGGUAAAAGAGUUAUGGGUUCUACAAGUCGGGUUAUUCUGUGUGUGCUUUGUUUGAACUUUUCUGAGUUUAGAACAUCUCAAUCCUAUCUAUGGCGACCAGGUGAGCAUGCUAAGGUAAGUGAUCAUAUUUUCAGUAAUUCUUUUAUUAUUGAUUACACAGAUAUGAUGCACUUGUUUUUGUCAAAAGAGCUAUGUGCAGAUUAUAAGGAAGCUUGGAAGCAAUCAAGGAGAAAGAACAAGCAUGAGGAAGACAAGCGGUUCAAACCAACUGAUCUGGAUCAGGAGAAAUACCCAGACGUCCAUGGCUUUAUCCUCAUUAAAGUAGCACCUCCAGAUGCAGCAGACAAGCCAAGACCGAGCAGAGACAAAUUUGGGAUAAGGUUAUUACUCUUUGAUAAAUUUCCAUGUGCUAACUUGCUCUGUUUUGAUGUAUCAGGUAAAACAGAUUUGAGGACAAAUCUAUUUCAAGAGGGAGGGGAUGAUAUGAUUCUGGAUAGCACAAGGAAAUGGAAUCAUGAGCCUGAUCAUGAAGAGCUAGCUGAGGAUGCAACAUCGAAGAUUGCUUGGAAACAAGAAGAAUACAAUUUUCUUGGCUGAAGCUUGAUCAUCCAAGACACCUUAACCAUCAUUCAAGCUACUCCACCUUCAAGCUGAUCAACAUCUAGGCAAGUAGCUUGUGUGUGCUCUUUUCCUAACCUUUGGUUUUGUCCCACUGGGUUUUCCAAAGGAAGGUUUUUAACGAGGCCACAAGUCUACUUCUCCUAUCUCCUAGAUGAUUGAUCUUGGUCUGUCCACAUGAAGACCUUAUGUUAUUUUUAUAUCUAAGUUUUUAUGUUAUUUUCUUUUGUUUUCGAAAACAUUUAAACUUGGUCUUUGUUUAGUCUCCAAGGGAGCA
This is a messenger RNA of Raphanus sativus (radish), 2124 nucleotides long. RefSeq lists its product as uncharacterized. The record is from RefSeq and is a predicted model, not a curated record. NCBI's taxonomy places the organism in Eukaryota, Viridiplantae, Streptophyta, Magnoliopsida, Brassicales, Brassicaceae. The transcript is spliced from 2 exons. The coding region runs from base 219 to 1826 and encodes 535 amino acids.